AUGUACAUCCAGAAGACCAUUCUCGAUGCAGGGGACACAACACAGCUUGUGAAGAAGUAUGAUGAGGUUUCAAUCGAGUACACAGGGUGGAUCUUCGACCCAAGUAAACCAGAUGGAAAGGGUUGCCAGUUCGAUACCUCAUUAGAAAGAGGCGAUGCCGUCACAGUGAUCGGUGCGGGACGUCUCCUCAAGGGCGAUUACACGCCUGAAGAUCCAAGUGAUUCGGUGCGCCCCAUGGCAUUGUACGAAAAGGCCAGGUUCACGCUUCCUCAUACGUAUGGCUAUGGCUCCAAGGGCAUUCGUGGGCUUGUACCCGAGAAGGCGACAUUGGUCUAUGAAUUGAAGGUCAAUAGAAUCGGCCCACAAAGGGCACCAUAAAUGGCUGCCACACCGCCGUCGGAAGACCGCCUUCAACAGGCAUGCCAAGGCGUCGCCGUCACCGUUUUCAUUAUCGUCGUUGAGGUCAGCACAAGACUGAAACGCAGGACCUCAGGCACACAGUCACAUUGCGAGAUUAUACUGCGGGCUACUACCUCCAGGUUUUUUUCAGUUCGAUACCCCAAACAUUGCAAAAGUCAUUCAUUGCAAUACUUUAUUAAAAGCAACCAAUAAUAUUUCAGAAUUUAAGAUAUCCAUCUAAACCACAAUCAG
Molecule: messenger RNA, 651 nt
Organism: Boeremia exigua
Lineage: Eukaryota; Fungi; Ascomycota; Dothideomycetes; Pleosporales; Didymellaceae
Product: FKBP-type peptidyl-prolyl isomerase-like protein
Exons: 7
Coding region: 1-378 (125 amino acids)
Molecular function (GO): peptidyl-prolyl cis-trans isomerase activity
Source: RefSeq, a predicted model, not a curated record